AUGCCGCCUUCCGGCCCACGUGUCCCGCCGAAAGGGUCUCGAGAACUAAGACCACCAGGAGAGCCUCGGCCGCUGCAGCGGGUGUCACAGGUACAAAACCAAGCAGACGAGGUGAAGAGGCUGCAGAAGCAAGCGGGUGAUUUAGUGCGUAGCCAUGAUCUGAGAGGGGCAAUACACCUGUUCGAAGAAUGUAAGGCGGAGAUUAACGAUGCUUUGGAUGGCCUGCCCAAGGACGACCUUUGCUAUUCCAGUCUUACCGAGACCAAGAGGAGCGUCGAAGACAAGAUUUCCAAGUGCAAGCAAUUCCUGCCGUUCGAGUAUUUCCUCACGGCCCCAAAGUGA
This is a messenger RNA of Symbiodinium sp. CCMP2456, 342 nucleotides long. Lineage: Eukaryota; Dinophyceae; Suessiales; Symbiodiniaceae. The record is from the annotation of a GenBank genome assembly.